GGUUAACACUGCCUGAACGUGCUGCCGUGACACUCGGCCCUCCAGUGUUGCGGAGAAGCAAGAGCAGCGCGCGGCACCUGUCCGCGGACAGCCGGCGCCGGCGCCCGGGCGGCGGUAGAAAAGGAGGGACCGCCGAGGUGCGCGUCAGUCCUGAUCAGCCUGGCGAGAGGACGCGGGAAGCAAUGUGGACUGUGUAGAGAUGAGCGAGACUUAUCUCCGAUGUUGGAUUUGUGCUUGGGAAAACUUGUGGGUACGACCUUGGCUGCCCCAAAGUGUAGCUCCAACCUUGUGAGGAUUCAAAGGUUGGGAGAGGGGACCAAGGGGACCAUGAAAAUGGACAUGGAGGACGCAGAUAUGACUCUGUGGACAGAGCCCGAGUUUGAAGAGAAGUGUACAUACAUUGUGAACGACCACCCCUGGGAUUCUGGCACCGACGGAGGGACUUCAGUUCAGGCAGAGGCAUCCUUGCCAAGGAAUCUGCUUUUCAAAUAUGCCACAAACAACAAAGAGGUUAUUGGAGUAGUGAGUAGAGAAUACAUACCGAAAGGAACACGUUUUGGACCACUAAUAGGUGAAAUCUACACCAACGAUACAGUUCCCAAGAACGCAAACAGGAAAUAUUUUUGGCGGAUCUAUUCCAGGGGGGAGCUUCACCACUUCAUCGACGGCUUUAAUGAGGAGAAAAGCAACUGGAUGCGCUAUGUGAAUCCUGCAUAUUCUGCCCGGGAGCAAAACCUAGCUGCAUGUCAGAACGGGAUGAACAUCUACUUCUACACCAUUAAGCCCAUCCCUGCCAACCAGGAACUUCUUGUGUGGUAUUGUCGGGACUUCUCAGAAAGGCUUCACUACCCUUAUCCCGGAGAGCUGACAAUGAUGAAUCUCACACAAACACAGAACAAUCCAAAGCAACAGAGCACCGAGAAAAGUGAACUUUGCCCAAAGAGUGUCCCAAAGAGAGAGUACAGCGUGAAAGAAAUCCUGAAAUCGGACUCCAAUCCUUCCAAAGGAAGGGACUUCUACCGUUCCAACAUUUCACCCCUCACUUCAGAAAAGGACAUGGAUGACUUCAGGAAAAAUGGGAGCCCUGAAAUGCCCUUCUAUCCUCGGGUUGUUUACCCGAUCCGGGCUCCUCUACCAGAAGACUUUUUGAAAACAUCCCUCGCCUAUGGGAUAGAGAGACCCACUUACAUUACUCAUUCCCCUAUUCCAUCGUCCACAACACCAAGUCCCUCAGCAAGAAGCAGCCCUGACCAAAGCCUAAAAAGCUCCAGUCCUCACAGCAGCCCAGGGAAUACUUUGUCCCCUCUGGCUCCUGGCUCUCAAGAACAUCGGGAUUCAUAUGCUUACUUGAAUGCACCCUACGGCACCGAAGGCUUGGGCUCUUACCCUGGAUACGCACCUCCCCCUCACCUCCCACCAGCUUUCAUCCCCUCUUACAAUGCCCACUACCCCAAGUUCCUUUUACCCCCCUAUGGCAUGAAUUGUAAUGGCCUGAGCGCUGUGAGUAACAUAAAUGGCAUCAACAACUUCGGUCUCUUUCCGAGAUUGUAUCCUGUCUACAGUAACCUCCUGAGUGGGGGCAGUUUGCCUCACCCCAUGCUCAACCCUGCUUCUCUCCCAAGCUCAUUGCCCUCGGAAGGAGCCCGGAAAUUGCUUCAGCCUGAACAUCCCAGAGAUGUGCUUGUUCCAGCACCCCACAGUGCCUUUUCUCUCACUGGGGCUGCUGCCAGCAUGAAGGACAAGGCUUGUAACCCGACAAGCGGGUCUCCAACAGCAGGCACAGCUGCCACGUCAGAGCACGUGGUACAACCCAAAGCUACCUCAGCAGCAAUGGCAGCCCCCAGCAGUGAUGAAGCCAUGAAUCUCAUUAAGAGCAAAAGAAACAUGACUGGCUACAAGACACUUCCCUAUCCACUGAAGAAGCAGAAUGGCAAGAUUAAGUAUGAAUGCAACGUUUGUGCCAAGACUUUUGGCCAGCUCUCAAAUCUGAAGGUCCACCUCCGAGUGCACAGUGGAGAACGGCCUUUCAAAUGUCAGACUUGCAACAAAGGCUUUACUCAGCUUGCCCAUCUACAGAAACACUACCUGGUACACACGGGAGAAAAGCCACAUGAAUGCCAGGUUUGCCACAAACGAUUUAGUAGCACCAGCAAUCUCAAGACCCACCUGCGCCUCCACUCAGGAGAGAAACCUUACCAGUGCAAGGUGUGCCCUGCCAAGUUCACCCAGUUUGUGCACCUGAAACUCCACAAGCGCCUACACACCCGGGAGCGGCCCCACAAGUGUGCCCAGUGCCACAAGAGCUACAUCCACCUCUCCAGCCUCAAGGUCCACCUGAAGGGAAACUGCCCUGUGGCCCCAGCUGCCGGGCUGCCCUUGGAGGACCUGACCCGCAUCAAUGAAGAGAUCGAGAAGUUUGACAUCAGUGACAACGCUGACCGGCUCGAGGACAUGGAGGACAACAUCGAUGUGACCUCUGUGGUAGAGAAGGAAAUUCUGGCCAUCGUCAGAAAAGAGAAGGAAGACACUGGCCUCAAAGUUUCUUUGCAAAGAAACAUGGAAAAUGGACUCCUCUCCUCAGGGUGUAACUUUUAUGAAUCAUCAGACCCGGCCCUCAUGAAGUUGCCUCACAGUCACCCACUACCUCUGGUACCUGUAAAGGUCAAACAAGAAACAGUUGAAACAAUGAAUCCUUAAGAUUUUCAGAAAAGGAAAAGUGUUUCGUUUUUUAACUUAUGACUUUGGCAAGUCAGGGUGCCUGUAGCAAGUUGCUUGUACAUAAUUCCAGUUCUACAAAGCUCUCCUGACAGCAGACGUGAGUGGAAACCUCACCUCUCUGGAAGUAAAGAAGGAACUCCAAAGUUACGGAAAUCUCAGGGCAUAAACGAGGCAAUGACAAUAUAUAUACGUAUUAUAUAUACCUAUUUACACCCCCAUCUAUAUAUUUGUACUUGUGUAUUUUGAGUAUUUGUGUGGAUAUGUUUGCAUAGCCUUCCCAUUACUAAGACUAUUGCCUAGCCAUAAUUAUUUUUUCAAUGAUAAUACACCAUAAUUUAUUAUGCAAUUUAUCGUUCAGAAAGCAAUAAUUAAAAACGUUUACAAUGACUGGAAAAAUUCCUUGUAAUUUGAGUAUAAAUGUUAUAUUUUUGUCUUGUGACCAUUCUUUGUAGAUAACUUCUGCGCAUUUGCUUAAGUACCUAAGAUUUAUCAAGCAAAUACAUUACUUCCCUCAGUCAAUGUCCUUCUAUAAUAUCUGAAAAUAAGGUCUUGGUAUUGCCAAAGUUAGACAGUGGAUGUGUUAAAUCAUAGGAUCAUAUCGUUUGAAUUGCACUGUAUAACUUGGGGGUAUGUGUGCAGAGUCACCCAUUAGUAACCUGAUAGAAGAAACAAGAAAAGGAAUCUAAUGUGUUUCUGUAGAUUAUUCUGAUUUUUUUUUUCUUUUCCUUUUCCCCCAAGCCACAGUUUUACCCAGAAAGGUGACGGGAAGGCUUUGCCAACCUGCCUCUUUCUCUAAAAAGCGGGGUCUCCCCACCAACCCCCAAAGUCAUGUGACCAUUCAGAGUGGCCAGCCACAUGACUUUUGCAUCCCAGCGUAUUAUCUAAAAAUGUGAAGAAGACAAAAUGCCUUGUGUUUAAAACCACUGCAAAACUUUCCCGAAGCACAGGUGGUUUUCUAUGUGUGAGGUUUGGGGGCCUGAGAAUGGGUGUUGUUUAUUUUGUUGGUUAUUUUAUGUCAAAAUUGCACAAACAUGGUGCUCUACCAGGAAGGAGUUUGAGGUAGAUCGGCUCAGGCCACACUUUAAAAACAAAACAGAAAAACGGGUAGUUUCAUUGUCUUAGGGUAAAAGCGGGUAAUGAACAUUCCUAUCCCAAACACAUCAAUUUUAUAUUUUUAUGUCAAACUGUCCUCAGUAUUUGUGUUUUUACAUUUUAUGGUUAAUUUAAUUGAAGAUGAAAGAGCAUUGCAAAAUUGUUCAACAACAGUUACCUCAUUGAGUAUGUCCAGUAGUGCAGGAAAUGGUGUCUUAUCUAAUGGUUUGCUACCCGGAGAAGAAACGCAGUGUACUCCAAAAAGAUAGAAUGUGUGUCAUUUUAUCUUUUGUUCUGCUAAACCCAAAGAUUACAUGUUGGCAUUCAAGGUGUAGCAAAGAAUGAUGUAUAUUUAUAAAUCUAUUUAUACCACUAUACCAU
Molecule: messenger RNA, 4191 nt
Organism: Orycteropus afer afer
Lineage: Eukaryota; Metazoa; Chordata; Mammalia; Tubulidentata; Orycteropodidae
Gene: PRDM1
Product: PR/SET domain 1
Biological process (GO): cell fate commitment; regulation of transcription by RNA polymerase II
Cellular component (GO): cytoplasm; nucleus
Molecular function (GO): DNA-binding transcription repressor activity, RNA polymerase II-specific; RNA polymerase II cis-regulatory region sequence-specific DNA binding; histone deacetylase binding
Source: RefSeq, a predicted model, not a curated record